Messenger RNA from Lactuca virosa, 1233 nucleotides. The record is from the annotation of a GenBank genome assembly. Lineage: Eukaryota; Viridiplantae; Streptophyta; Magnoliopsida; Asterales; Asteraceae.
AUGGGUCAUGAGUUGCCGGCAGACCUCAUCUACGACAUCCUGUCAAGAAUGCCGGUCAAAUCUUUGGAUCGUUUCCGGUGUGUAUGCAAACAGUGGUGUAAGUAUAUCGAUGAACCUAACCUUGCCAUCAUCCAGAUGAAUCGAGUAGCAGAAGAACCCAUUCCGAUCAUGUUGAGAGUGUACCCUGAUCCUGGUUGCGACCUUCUAACUCUUUUUCGUAUCACUAAAUCCAAAAAAGAUGUGGCGAAAAAGGACUCGGUUUUGGAGUUUGAAUGUAAGGCGCCGUUCUAUGAGUAUAACAGACACAGCAUUAGAGGUUCUUGCAAUGGGCUACUCUAUUUAUCAGAGUACAGCGACACCGACUUUCCUUCAACCACUCUGUCUGUGAUCCAUCCUCUAAGGAAUCAACGUUAUGAGUUGCCACCUAUCAAGAUAAUGCAAUCGUCUGGCCUUGGUUUCGAUGCUUCUACCAACACCUUCAAGAUGUUGGCCUCAGCCUUGGUGAAGAUUGGGAAGAGAAUGUAUACAGAGCAUACCAUGGUGCAUGUCUUGGGCACCGACUCAUGGCGAGAGAUAACCCAAAUCCCACGUUAUCUCAUGAAGGGUAAGGGUAUAUUCGCACAUGCAUGUUUGCAUUGGUUAGGGUUUCAUAAACAAAUGAGGCAUACUGUAAGUUUUGGGUUUUUUGAGCCAUUACCACCCAAUCACAGAAAGAAAGUGGUACGUUUUGAUAUAAGGAAGGAGGAAUUCGGGCUGAUUGAUCCUCCUAGAAAAACAGGAGACGAUUGGGUUGAAACUAUGUUGGUUGAUUUGCAUGGUGAAGUUGGAUUAGUGUAUAAUAGUACCCACUCCUUUAGCAUGGAGUUGUGGGUAUUGAAGCAGAAUGAUCAAUGGAUGAUCCAAUGUCAGUUUGAUUCCAAACCACCUCUUACUUAUGAAUAUAUAGAGAUUGUAGGUUUUUGGAACAUUUCUGGAGACAUUUUAGUAACAACCGAGGGUGGGAAACGGUUGUUUGUUUACAAAGUCAAAAACGGGGGUUUCCAUGAAGUCAAUCUUGUUGGUUGGGAAGAUGGAUGGUCAUAUGUUCAUAUGUAUCGGGGUAGCCUUUUUUCAGUUCCUGGCAUGAAGAAAUGGGUGUCUUCUAGUUCUAAAAAAAGAAAAAGAAAAAGAAAAGAAAGAAGAAGAACCAGAAUUCCAUCAAAACUGAUUUACCGUUUUUUGGAUUUUUGUUAG